UACUAGAGUCCUUGAAUCCUUCAUACAGCGAAAAAUGGCGCUAACAGCAAUAUAAACGAGUAAAGUGAGUUACAGAAUAACAGAAAUCAACAAUGGCGCUUCAAUCUGCAUUCAAAGAAAGGCUUGGAGACAUGGAGAUCACCCGCAAUCAGAGACUUUCUCUUCUCCAGGACGAAAAAGAAUUACAAAGGAAAAAAUCUCUUUUAUUAUCCGGCAAACACGCAAAAAUCAGAUCACUGGAGCAGAAUUGCUUGAUGUUAGAUCAUAAACUUGCAUCCGACAACUUCAAAAUAUCUUCUCUCAAAUCCCUAAUUGAAUUCCUCGAUCGAAAAUAUCAAACCUCCGUUCAACAAUUGAGUGUGUGGAAUUCUAGGGAUUUGAAAGUUGAGAUAGAGGAGCUUGUGCAAUUGGAAAAAGAGAGAGACAAAUUUUAUAGUCUGAACUGCUCUGAAAUGAACGAGUUUAAGAAAAAAGUUGACAAGUCUGCCGAAGAGAUUGGUUGCAAAGUGAAGGAUUUGAGGUCUGCUAAGGAUAAGCUCAUUCAAGAGAGCAACAGUUUAGGGAAAAAUCAUGAAAUACAAGCUGCUGAGACGAGAAAGUCUGAACUCAUAGCAUUGAAAAAGGAGGUGGAAUGUAGCCUGGAAUCUAAUAAACGGCAAAAGUUGUUGUUGCAAGAGCAGCUUCAGAGUCUGAGGUGAUACGAAAAUGAAGAUUCAUGUGCCUGGUCGACAUGAAAGAGCAGAAUUUUUUCUGCUGGGAAAUAAAGGCAGCAAAAGGCGGGCACAAAAUCAUGAGAUAGGAAUUGAUUACUGCAGAGAUAUGCGUUGAAUCGAGCACAAAAUAAUGGACAACAGAGAGCUUUGUAUCUGCUUUUAAGAGAUGAUAUGGAACAGCAGACUUUCGUGCUUGCUACGUAGGUAAAAAUUAAAUCUUUUCAACAGAAAUAGAGCCUUAGAUUUUUUUUCAAAAUAAUUGGUUUAAUAUCAUUGAAACAAAUUGACUUGAUGGAUGCAACUCAAACUGGUAUAAAGACCCUAAAAAUUACAGCUUUUAUGUUUUCAUAGAUUCACAUAAAGGAUGGAGUACAUUAUUAACUGGAAUAUAACAACACACAAGAAGAUUACACAAACCGAAACAAAUAAGCUACAACAUGAAUAACUGAUAGCCAAUCGAUACCAAGACAUAAAAUCAUUCAGGUGCAACUCUUGCACCCUUUGAACCUCCCUGAUCUCCUGAAGGAGGCUUUCCGGUGAAAAUGUCUUUAAUGCGUUUCCAAGCACCUUGUUUGGUUUGCGCUUUGUCGAAUCUGGAACAUUAUCCUUCUUUACUGGCCUCUGUCCACCAUUAUCCAUUGUUUACAGUUUUGGCUGCACAGUAUUGCUGUUUUCAACCUUUGGUGCUUGUCAUAAUUUAUAGAAGUUGAGCUAUGAUGUGAUUUACCCGUAAUUGUAUUCGACAUUUCUUGAGCAAUUCCAAGCAGUUAGAUAGUAUUUCCUCAACAAAUAAAACAAAAAAGAAAUCUGCAACAAUGUACUGGUGCAUUUCAUGGUAUUUUAUCUGAUAUGUUGAUUACUUGCUCCAUAAGAACAUGGCUAAUAACAUAAAGUCAAAUCCUCCGUAAUUAUCAUUGGAUGAGUAGCUUAAAGAUGAAUUUCCUUGUAGAUGAAAGGAAAUUGUGAGAGUUGGAUGCCCUUUUAAACCAGUGGCAGAUUCAUCAAAAAAAAAAAAAAAGAGUGAUGUCAUAUACUAACCAACUCAUAUAGGAUAUAUUUACAUGUAAUAUUUGAUUUUAAUUUGAAUUCUAGUGAUGUCAACUGAUCUCAAUAACAUCGUGCUGGAUCCGCCACUGUUUUAAAUCUCAUGCUAAUG
Amaranthus tricolor (Joseph's coat) is the source of this 1869-nucleotide messenger RNA. RefSeq lists its product as uncharacterized. The transcript has 5 exons. The record is from RefSeq and is a predicted model, not a curated record. Bases 93 to 698 code for a protein of 201 amino acids. Lineage: Eukaryota; Viridiplantae; Streptophyta; Magnoliopsida; Caryophyllales; Amaranthaceae.